Molecule: messenger RNA, 1830 nt
Organism: Cornus florida
Lineage: Eukaryota; Viridiplantae; Streptophyta; Magnoliopsida; Cornales; Cornaceae
Exons: 6
Coding region: 1-1830 (609 amino acids)
Molecular function (GO): zinc ion binding
Source: RefSeq, a predicted model, not a curated record
AUGCCUUUGGAUUCACAUAGAACCACUAUUGCAGUUGAUUUGGACAUUGAUGUGUCCAAACACAAAGUGUAUAGGGCAAAGAGAAAUGCAUUAGAAAUGAUUGAGGGGAAUGAAGCAAACCAGUAUGCAAAAAUGAGGGAUUACUGUAGUUUAAUUCUUAGAACCAAUCCUGGCAGUGUUGUUAAGAUAACAACUGAACCCACUCCUAUUGAAAAUGUUAGGAGAUUUCAGAGAGUUUUUAUCUGCUAUUCUGCAAUGAAAAUGGGUUUCAAAGAAGGUUGUAGGCCACUAAUUGGUGUGGAUGGUUGCUUCCUUAAGGGACCAUAUGGUGGCCAUCUUUUGAGUGCAGUCUCUACUGAUGGAAAUAACCUAAUGUUCCUAGUUGCAUAUGCAGUAGUGGAGGUUGAGACAAGGGAUUCUUGGGAAUGGUUCAUGGGAGAACUGAUGGAUGCUGUGGGGCCUUACUAUGUUAGUAUGUUUGUUGUUUUGUUUGUAAUUCAAGGUUUAGUAGACACAUUUGAGAACAUCUUGCAAGGGAGUAAUCACAGGAAAAGCUUAAAGAACACAGAAGGACUACCUCUCCGGUUCAAAGGGCAGCAGCUGAAAAUUGAGUUAUGGGAGGCUGCAAGGGCAUGUACAGAAGCUGAUUUUGAACAACAUAUGAGAAAUAUUAGGCAAAUAAAUGUUGAAGCACAUGAUUGGUUGAGAAAGGUCCCACCUCAUUUGUGGUCUAAAUCAGCCUUCAAUUUUACUUCAAAAAAUGAUGUGGUGAUCAAUAAUAUGUGUGAAAGUUGGAACUCAGUUAUUCUUGAAGUAAGAGACAAACCAAUCAUGUACAUGCUGGAGUGGAUUCGGAGGCAUCUCAUGCUAAGGUUCCAAGUUAAGAGAGAGUGGAUGGAAUCACAAGCUGGCUUAUUAUGUCCAGAAAUACAGAAGCAAUUGAACAAGGUGAAACAAGCAGCUAGAAAUUGCAAGGUGCAUUACGCUGGUGAGAACAAGUAUGAGGUUCAAUGCUAUGGAAUUAGUGAGGUUGUCGACCUUAACCAUAGAUCAUGCAGCUGUAGGGUUUGGAGUUUGACUGGUAUCCCUUGCAAACAUGCUUUAACAUGCAUAUUUACCAAGAGAGACCAAUCUGAAGCAUAUGUUGAUCAAUUCUAUCAAAGGGAAACUUACUUAAGGUCAUAUGCUGGGUUAAUCAUGCCCAUUCCUAUGAGAAGGUUGACGAAAAUAGACCUUAUUAACCCUUUGCUUCCACCUUACUUUAGAAAACCUACUGGUAGACCAAAGAAGGUUAGAAAUAAGAAAAAUGAUGACCCCAAGAGCUCAACUAAACUUAGUAGGUCUAAGGAAAGUCUAAAAUGCUCAAAGUGUAAGGAGAAUGGUCAUAAUUCAAGGACUUGUAUUUUACCUGAAGCAUUGGUCAUUGAAAAACCUCCACCAAGAAGGGGAGGUAGACCACCAAUUCUUGGCAGAGGAAGAGGAAUAGCAAGGGGAGAAGUGGCUGGUAUUGGUGAUGGUGAAGUGGCAGUAAAGGGAAGAGACAGAGGAAGACCAAGAAGGGGUGGAAGAGCAAGAGGAAGUGAAGUUCCAAGUAUGGUACCUUCAAAUCAAGAGGUUCAAAAUAUAAGAAUGUCCCAGCUAGAAUCAACUCAAGCAUCAUCUUUUGGGUAUUGCAAUUUUUGUUGUCUUGAAGUGGAUAAUGAUUUUUUAGAAAUUACAACAAAUUCCCAUGUAUUGAUAGUUGCUGUUGGAGGUUGUUUUUUUGCUGAUGUUGAUGGUUCCCAGUUGCUGUUGGAGGUUCCUUUUUUUGCUAGUGUUGAUGGUUCCUAG